Drosophila takahashii is the source of this 898-nucleotide messenger RNA. Its product is annotated as pro-resilin. Gene Ontology annotation, cellular component: extracellular matrix. NCBI's taxonomy places the organism in Eukaryota, Metazoa, Arthropoda, Insecta, Diptera, Drosophilidae. The record is from RefSeq and is a predicted model, not a curated record.
CGCAGGGUCCCAAUCGCAAGUCCACAAUUGCCAGUGAGUUAAAAAAACCAUGAAGAAGCGACGCAUAACCAGCUUAGCGGGAGAUAUAGAUGAGUAUGGAACCGAGGAACAGAGGAUUCCGAUUCCAACUCGUUUGGGCUUCCGCAUUGAAUUGCGAAGAGAAGAGGCACACGUUUGCCACGCGCAGCGGCUCUUCAAAGAUUUGCUGCCUCUGCUGGCGGCGCUAAUUGUUGGAUUCGGAAUGAUCGGCGCAUGCGCAGCGGUUGGCUACUCCUAUACGAGAUUCGAGGGUCCGGUGGCGGGACCGGAGCACCUGAUCACCGUCCACGACGGACGCGGCACCGUGGACUAUGUGGCCCGGCCAGAGUACAGCUUCGCCUAUGGCGUCGAGGAUGGCAAGACGCGUGUGCUUCAGAAUCGCAAGGAGACGCGGAACGGCGACGAGGUGCGCGGCGUCUACAGCGUAGUCGAUCCGGAUGGCACCUUGCGUGUGGUUAAAUACACGGCCGACGAUGCCAACGGCUUUCAGGCGGAGGUUAUUACGAACGGUGUGAAAACGCUGCACGGCCAUGGAGCCGAGGGCGAUGCGGGUGGCGGUGGCGGAACGGUGGACAACCAGGUGAGGCACGACAGCUCCGAGGCCCAAGAAGCGCAGGAGGAGGAGGAGGGCGAGGAGGAGGAGGCGCCUCGCGGAGGAGGAGCAUCACCUCACCAGGGAAAUGGGCAGUACAAGGUGCACGAGGAUUACGACGAGGGCAAGGACGAAGGGGGGGAGGAGGACGGGGAGGAGGAAGGGGAGGGAGGAGGUCACCAGGAGUACGAGGGCAGCAGCGAGGAGGGAUACGUCGAAGCGGAUGCUCACAGUCAGCAGGAGGAGGUCAGCGACGAGGAUUACUAG